Staurois parvus is the source of this 346-nucleotide messenger RNA. Lineage: Eukaryota; Metazoa; Chordata; Amphibia; Anura; Ranidae. The record is from the annotation of a GenBank genome assembly.
CUCCCAUGACUCCUCCAUCAAGCUAUCCUCUCUUCAGUCUAUCAUGAAUGCUGCUGCCAGACUCAUCCACCUUACUAACCAUUCUGUAUCUGCCAUCCCUCUCUGCCAAUCCCUCCACUGGCCUCCACUCAGUGUCCUCCACCCCUCUCUGCCAAUCCCUUCAAUGGCCUCCACUCAGUGUCCUCCACCCCUCUCUGCCAAUCCCUCCACUGGCCUCCACCCCUCUCUGCCAAUCCCUCCACUGGCCUCCACUCAGUGUCCUCCACCCCUCUCUGCCAAUCCCUCCACUGGCCUCCAUUCAGUGUCCUCCACCCCUUUCUGCAAAUCCCUCCACUGGCCUCCACCC